Messenger RNA from Hydractinia symbiolongicarpus, 619 nucleotides. RefSeq names its product ganglioside GM2 activator-like. The transcript is spliced from 4 exons. NCBI's taxonomy places the organism in Eukaryota, Metazoa, Cnidaria, Hydrozoa, Anthoathecata, Hydractiniidae. Bases 57 to 566 code for a protein of 169 amino acids. Gene Ontology annotation, biological process: ganglioside catabolic process; lipid transport. The record is from RefSeq and is a predicted model, not a curated record. Gene Ontology annotation, cellular component: cytoplasmic side of plasma membrane. Gene Ontology annotation, molecular function: enzyme activator activity; lipid carrier activity.
UGCUUCGAUCAUUUCAUUGUUGGGCAGCACACUUGCAUUUGCAAAAGUUAUCAGCCAUGAUUCUCAUUGUGGUGACAAUACUUGCAUGCGCUAGCAUCGCUCAAGGUUUCAAACAAUGCGAAGCUGAUCCAGCUGCUAUUCUACGUGUGAAACACAUUACAGAACCUGUAAUUUUGCAGAAAGGGAAACGAUUCGAAGCAGAUUUUGACAUAGACAUCAAAAGAAAAUUCCCUCCAACUUUCAAAGCAGUGAUCUCUUUACAACGAAAAGUGUGGUUCGCCUGGGUACCUUUACCUUGCAUCAACCAAGUUGGCUCAUGUACAUACGAUGUGACAUGUGAUAUGUUAAACAAACUCCAAAUUGAGAAUGGUGGUGUCAUUAAUCACAAGUGUCCGGCCGAAGCUGGUCAAACCGUCUCGCAAAAGGUUGGCAUCACCUUACCAGAUAUACCAGGACCUGUGAAAGUUCUAGGAAGCGGCACGUACUGGGCCAGAGCAAAAUUGGUUGGUUCAGAUGGGCGUGUUUUGGCAUGCGUGGAAAAGACAAUGGAAAUCAAAAGUCCAUAAGGCCAUUGCAUUUGUAUCGUAUUUCAAAUAAAAAAACACAUAAAUAAAUCACC